AAAAAACUGAGGGUGUACUCCAUGAGUUGUGGUGAACCUCUUCAAUUUUAACAGAUCACAAUAAGUCAAUAAUAAAUCAAUAUGUGCACGAAAAAAGAUAUUUGUGACAAACAAUAAAAAGAUGAAAAGGGUAAAGUAAUAGAGAAAUACGGAGUAGGAAAGAACCGAGGCAAAUGACUGGUAAUUCGUAAGUUCGUUACAUUUCUAGAACGAGCGUUUACAGAGGAAGAGAAACAGUGAACCCAAAUUCCAAAUUCUUCCAACAACAUCAGAAUCUCCCAAUUUGUCGAUUCUAUAACUAGAUAUUUGAUUGAUUUUGCUAUUAGUAAAGAGGAAAAGAUGUUUUUGGGGCGUACCCACGGUCUUCCGGUGUAUAGCUCACUGAAUGAUGUGUUGUAUCCAGACCACGAAUCAGAAGCAGAUGAGGACGAAGGAGGAGGUAGCUCUAGCCAAAUUUUAUAUAUGGCUUCCUUUGACGAACUUGCAGAGAAUUACAUUAACUAUGAAACUAUCAUAUGGCUUUCAAUAUCGUUAGUGUUGGUUUUAGCUUGGGGAGUUGGGGCUAUUAUGUUGCUUUUUUUGCCCAUUAGAAGAUAUGUGCUUCAGAAGGAUAUUUUUUCACGAAAGCUGUAUGUUACGCCAGUUGAAAUUGUCUACAAGGCAUCUAGACCAUCGUAUGUACCCUGUUGGAAAAUGGUGACGACGGAGACACGAGUCCCUUUGUCCUUGGUGAUUGAUAUAAUUAUAGAACAAGGUUGCUUACAGUCUGCGUUUGGUAUACACACCUUCAGAGUGGAGAGUAUAUCUUGUGGUAAGGCUGCUCCUGUGGAUGAACUGCAGAUCCAAGGAGUAUCUAAUCCAGGACUUUUGCGGAAGGUAAUUAUAACAGAAGCUUCAAAGGUUAUUCGAGAUGCUGGAAAGAAGAUGAACCUUAUGUCAUCUUUGAAUCAGAGACUUGCUUCUUCAAGACCACCAUCCAAGAAGUGGAAGGCUGAAAAUUCUUCGUCUAUUGUGCCUACGGAGCACAAAGGAAUGGUUUCUGAAGAGCUGUUUUUGAGUAAACUGGACGAAGUGGAUCAAUCUGUUAAGAAAAUUGAGUUUCUUAUCGACAAAUCCCGAAUCUCACCAAAGUUAGCUGAAAGAUGUGAAGAUGUUGCUCCGAGUUUGUAAGCUUUCCUCAUCCAUGUUCGGCCAACUGUAAGUUGAAGAGAGUUAAAAGUGGAAGGUGUAACCAAUCUUCUGUGUUUAUUAACGUUGAAGAUCGUUCUUGCAGCCUACAGGAUGUCAGAUAGAUACGAGUAUACGACUUGUGUCUGCACUGUGUAUAUAACUAUAUACUGGUACAUUAUUGUGGCUUAUGCCUUUACACAGGUUUUGUAUUAAUGCUUAUCGAUGUUUACACCACCAGGCAUAGAUGAGCCUCAAUUGUCUAUCAACUAGUAUAAUGAUCUACUUUGUCAUUAUAGUGUCUUACUCGCUUUAUAUCAUGAACAAUCCAGAAAGUCCGCGUAUCCAUGGUUGUUUAACCACUCGCUUUAUUCCAUAAUUAUUCCAGAAAGUUGUAGAAUCCCCGGUGGUUUCACCCUCUUAUACCACGAAGUUAAUGUUAAGUUAAAUGUUUAAGUUACAAGUUUA
Messenger RNA from Chenopodium quinoa (quinoa), 1635 nucleotides. RefSeq lists its product as uncharacterized. The coding region runs from base 340 to 1170 and encodes 276 amino acids. The transcript is spliced from 7 exons. Lineage: Eukaryota; Viridiplantae; Streptophyta; Magnoliopsida; Caryophyllales; Amaranthaceae. The record is from RefSeq and is a predicted model, not a curated record.